Molecule: messenger RNA, 1101 nt
Organism: Solanum verrucosum
Lineage: Eukaryota; Viridiplantae; Streptophyta; Magnoliopsida; Solanales; Solanaceae
Product: F-box protein At2g26160-like
Exons: 1
Coding region: 1-1101 (366 amino acids)
Molecular function (GO): protein binding
Source: RefSeq, a predicted model, not a curated record
AUGGCAGGUUGGGCAGAGCUUCCCAACGAUCUUAUUGCUCACAUUGCAAAUCGUGUUAAAGUGAUCGAAGAUUUCAUUGCUUUUCGUGCCGUUUGUACCGCUUGGCGAAUUGCCGCUACAAAGGACAAUUUUGAUGUUUUUUACCCCCAAGUUCCGUUGUUUAUGCUGGGUGCCAAAGAUGACAAUUUUCAAGAAUUUUAUUCUCUUUCGAAGAAGAAAGUUUCGCGCAUAUUUCUCCCGGAAGUUAGAGGGUCAGAGUAUCUAUCAACAGAGGGAUGGUUCUGCACAGUGGUAAAUAAAACGGGAGAGAUGAAUUUGUUGCACCCUUUCAAUCACAAAAAAAUACAACUACCUUCUCGAAAAGCCCUUUUGACUUUCCAUGAUCUCGAUGCUUUCGAAAAACAUCAUUGGCUCUGCAUAGACAGAGCUGUCUUGUCUGCCAAUCCUUCUCUUACGUCAGAUUAUGUAUUGAUGGUGCAUCAUUAUGUAGCUGGUUGUUGUUUGUCGUUUUGGCGACCUGGAGACCUCGACUGGACUCAUAUUGAUGUUAGUCAUAUUCACAGUAGAGUCGCCGCUCUAAUUUAUCACAAAGGCGAGUUUUAUUCCACUGAUAAUGAUGGCGAAAUAUGGGCUCAUCAAGUUGGUGCUGAUCAACCAAUCGUAAUGACACGUUUGGUUGCCGAGAUUAACCAACUUAAUGAGAUGAACGAGCAUAUGUUUAUGUUUCGUUUGCACCUAGUUGAGUUAUCAGGUGCACUAUUAGUUGUCUCUCGAUUUGAUGAUGAUUCAAAUGGUACUUUUCACACCUUCAAAUAUAAAGUCUAUGAACUAGACGUAAUCAGAGGUGAAUUGAAGGAGAUGAAAGCCUUGGGAGAUUCGUCCAUCUUCUUGGGUCUCAAUUGGGCAACUUGCAUUGACUCUUCUAAAUUUAUCGGAAUCAAACCUAAUCACAUAUAUUUUGCCGGUGAUGUGUUAGAAGAACUCAUAGAAGAUAUGGGUGCUUAUAAUUUGGAAGAUGGAAAAAUUGAAUCUUUCUAUCCUGGACAAUCAUUAAGUUUAAUUUAUCCGCCAACUUGGAUUAUGCCAUCACUAAUAAUGUGA